ACCUGUUAAAAACCAAAUAUAGGGCGAGAAAACGAAUGUGAUGUGUAGUUGUCAAACUUCAACUCGUACGUUUUUUUGCAAUUCUCAGGAGUAACGCUGUUUUUGUUCAUAUUCUUCCCAGAUUUGAUUUGUUUAUAAGGAAUAUAGGAAAAUGUCUUCGUAUAAGCCCAUUGAUUCUAAAAGAGAAGAAUUCAGAAGAUAUCUUGAGCGCGCUGGUGUUAUGGAUGCUUUAACCAAAGUUCUCGUGAGCUUGUAUGAAGAACCUGAUAAGCCGGAAGAUGCUCUAGAAUAUGUUAGAAAACAUCUAGGCACUGACGGUGGAGAUGAUGAGCUAGAGGCUGCAAGAGCCCGGAUUGCGGAACUGGAAGCUGAAAAUGCUUUGCUAAGGGGUGAAGCAGCGCCAACGGAAGGAUAAAUUUUGCUCAUUAUUAAUAAUUAAUUACCUACAUACCUAAUAUACGAUGUUCAAUUAAAGAUCUCCUUAACAUGAUCUCAUAUAAAAAUAUUCUUGUUAUUUCUAGAGAAAUAUAACUUAGUGUUAUGAUUACUGUGAGAGUAUUAUUUUGUUAUAAGUAUAUCUAAUUUGGCAGCGAAAGAAGUACUAUUAAAUUUUUUGUUCAAUUUAUAA
Molecule: messenger RNA, 628 nt
Organism: Spodoptera frugiperda (fall armyworm)
Lineage: Eukaryota; Metazoa; Arthropoda; Insecta; Lepidoptera; Noctuidae
Product: c-Myc-binding protein
Exons: 2
Coding region: 152-415 (87 amino acids)
Biological process (GO): regulation of DNA-templated transcription
Cellular component (GO): nucleus
Molecular function (GO): transcription coactivator activity
Source: RefSeq, a predicted model, not a curated record